Molecule: messenger RNA, 999 nt
Organism: Gongylonema pulchrum
Lineage: Eukaryota; Metazoa; Nematoda; Chromadorea; Rhabditida; Gongylonematidae
Source: the annotation of a GenBank genome assembly
AUGUAUCAGUGCGAUAUUUGCCAUAUGCAGUUCAGUCAGAAAGCAAAUAUGCAUCGGCAUCGUAUGCGACAUACGGGUGUUAAACCUUAUCAGUGCCGAUACUGCCUGAAAAAAUUUUUCAGGAAAGAUCAGAUGCAGGAACAUUCAAUGACCCAUAUAAAAACCGGUGCCGAUUUUGACUGUCCAGUUGCGCUGUGUGAGAAGCAGUUCAGUCAGCAUGCUAGUUUACGAACACAUUUGGAGGAAUCUCAUGCCAUCGCACCAUCCACGCCAGCUUCCUGCAAGCGAUGCUCACUCCUUUUUGCUAAUGCCAGGCGAUUGCUGCUGCAUUAUCAAACGAAACACGACGAAGGCGAUACAUCGAACGUCGUUGUAACUUCAACAGCAAAACCGGGAGCGAAACCAAAAUCGGAGAAUAGCAGGAAGAACGCAUAUCGUCAGAUUAUGACACCAGUAACUCAACAGCUGUGCCGAAGCACUCCUCAAAAUAUUAUCGCAGCAAUUCAAGAACAGCUGAAAAUGAUCAAACAGGAGUCCUUUACGUCAUUCACAAAUGGAUGUCUCUCAAGGUGUAUGGAUUACGAAAGGGUGGCGCCUUUCUCUUUUCACGAGAAUGGAUGCAGUAUGGCGGGUGAAGACUGGUUCAUGUCCUUAUCAAAUGUCGGCCCACCAGCGGUCAUCCCGAAUAUGAACCCCGAAGCAACUUUCCAACACGUGUGGGCAAGAACAAGUAAUGCGGGGAGCGAAAACACUGAAGAUCAGUCGCACUCUCCUUCGGUUGAUAGUGGAAGUAGCAGCGCAACCGAUGGUGAAGCUAUGGACAAAGAGCAACAAGAAUGUAUGCAUUGUGGGAUGUUCUUCCUGGAUCAGACGUUGUAUCUUCUUCACAAAGGAUUACAUUCAGACUCGGAUCCAUGGAAAUGCAACCUAUGUGGGCAGGGGUGCGGCGAUAAGUACUUGUUCACGACGCAUGUCAUCACUUCCGAUCAUAGUUGCUAA